This is a messenger RNA of Portunus trituberculatus (swimming crab), 3542 nucleotides long. RefSeq names its product CD63 antigen-like. The transcript has 5 exons. The record is from RefSeq and is a predicted model, not a curated record. Gene Ontology annotation, cellular component: membrane. The coding region runs from base 81 to 842 and encodes 253 amino acids. Lineage: Eukaryota; Metazoa; Arthropoda; Malacostraca; Decapoda; Portunidae.
GGGUGACUCGCUGCGAAAAUUACUCAGUCACCCCUGAGACAUUGAGGAGAGGAGUCGCUGCGAAGUCCUGGUCCUGCAAUAUGGCGAAUACCAACAAUUUAGGAUGUGGUCCUUUAACGGUCAAAUAUUUGGUGUUUAUCUUCAACUUCAUCUUCUUUAUCUCGGGCCUGCUGCUGAUCAUCGUCGGUGGCAUUGCUCAGGGCUUCUUCUCUGCCUACUUGAACUUCUUCGGGGAGCAGUAUGAGACCCCGGCCAUUGGCAUCAUCAUCCUUGGUGGUAUUAUCCUGGUCAUCUCCUUCUUCGGUUGCUGCGGGGCCAAGCGCGAGAAUGUCUUCAUGCUGAAAGUGUUCGCUGGUCUGAUGGUGCUGACUCUGAUUCUGGAGUUUGCCGCUGCCAUCACCGUUGCUGUGAUGCGUCCCAACAUUGAGGAACUGGUCAAGAACAACAUGAACUCCUCUAUGGAUAAGUAUGGGGAGCCACACAAUGUUGUCACCGAGGCCUGGGAUAACAUGCAGAUGAAUUAUGAUUGCUGCGGCACCACCAACUACACAGACUGGAAGACCACAGUUUACGGCAGCAAGUCAUCCGUGCUGGGUGUGCCGGACUCCUGCUGCAAGGAUCCUACGCCAGGCUGUGGCCACAACAUCUUCAACGACGAGGAUCCUGUCUCUCCUCUGAACAUCUACACCACUGCUUGCUACCAGGCCCUGUCCAACUCUGCUCGCCACAACAUGGGUGCUAUCAUUGGAGGGAUAGUGGGCCUGGCUAUCCUGCAGGUGAUUGGCAUUUGGAUGUCUUGCUGUCUCAUCAGGGCCGUCAAGGAACGUUAUGAGAUACUCUAAGACGUCUCGCACUUCACCCUCCCUCCCCAUGCUACCCCCACCACCCCCCUGAAGAAGGCAUCCAUUGGGCUUAGUGAGGGAGAGCUGGUGGUGGUGGUGGUUGGUUGGUUGGUUGGUUGGGGCUGCCACCAAACAGCCUCUGUGUGUGUGUGUACAAGUGUGUGUAUCUUCUCCUUUGUUAAUUAUUUUUUCCCCUUGGCCAGUUUAUUUACAUUUUUAUUCUGGGAUUUUAUUUGAUUUUAUUUGAUUUUUUUUUUUUUUUUGCUGUUUAUUGGGUUCUAUUUACUCUUAUUGUUAUUAUUAUUUUUUUAUUAUUAUUACUAUUGUUUCAGUUUUUUGCUUAAUUAAUUUAUUUUUUUUCUAUUUAUGGGGAAAAAUGAUUUGUUUCUUCACUUCUCUUAUUUUCUUUCCUGGUGUUCUUUAUUGAUGUAGUUGCAGGGCUUUUGGAUUAUUAUUACUCAUUAUUAUCAUUAUUAUUCAAAGUUUCCAGUUUUCUACUUACUCUGUUAUCUACUUGCCCAUGAUAAUUUGUUGUUUAUUUGUUUAUUUUAUUUCCCUGCCUAUUUAUUAAUUCUUUUUCCAUGAAUUUGUUUGAAGAGAAAGACAAUAAACACUCACUAUUUUUAUUUCCAAGCAUUUUCAUCUUUUGUUUCCUUGCUUACCUUCUAAGAAAAGUGGUAAAUUCUUUCAUUUCUCGUGAUUUGUUACCAUAUGUUAAUGCUUCUUUAUUUCCCCCUCCUUGAAGUCACAUUUCUUGGUUCUAUUUUGUUGUAUCUUCACUUAUUUUAAUGCAUAAUGGUUAGUUUACCUUAUAGUGAGUGUCUCGGUGGUCUGCUGUUAGUUUGUAAGCAUGAAGGGAGGCUCGGAUUGAUUAUCAGUAUUAUUGUCUUGUUUCCCGAGUCUUGGUGUUGGUGUGUGUGUCCCAAGGGAGGAAUUAACCCAGACUGUUGGUGUGAGAGGCAAUGGUGUUCACUGUGUGGCGUGAGUGAAGACUGGCCAUCCUAGUUACUGUUUGGGUGGGUUAGGUGAGGUUUGGGUUUGGAUUGGUGAAAUUGUUAUCUAACUUUGAAUUGUAUUAAUCUUUGCAGUUUUUAUUAGUGUGGGUUCAAUAAGUUGUCAGGUUGGGUUAGGUCAGGUUAGGGUAUCUGAUAUUAACUAAACCAACUAAUCAUUCUACCUAACCUAACCUAACAUUAACUUUCUUUGCCUUACCCUACCUUACUUUAUCUAAACUUCCUAUACUUACCUUAAUCAAAUUUUGCCUCACUAUGCUUCACUUUACAAUACUUUCAAGUGAGAAUAUGACUUGACCUAACCUAACCUAAUGUAAAACUAGCUAUGGUGCCCUCCUUUCUUGUGAUACAGUCUGACACCGCACUUAGUUGUACCUAAAUUAUGCAGUGCUUGGGGGAGAGGAAUUUCAUAGCACCUACACACACUAAGAAGAAGAAGAAUUGACUGGUAGGUGUGUCUGUGUCAAGUUACUUAUCGCGUGCAUUUCUGAAGGAGAGGUGCACUGGUUUAUGCCUGAGUGUGUUUGUACUGGUGAAUCAGGACUUGUUAGUGAGGUACCUUCUUAGUGACUUCUGUAAAUUGGUGAAUAAGAUUAUCAAGAUUGACAAUAGAUUUUUAUUUUUCAUUUUUUACUUUUUUCAGUAGUUUUGGGCAUUCUUUAUUCGUAUAUGCAAAUUCUUCAUUGUGAAUCAUAAUGUGUAGGCUUAUUUUGGCUUUGUUUUUGAGGAUAUUUGUCUUCAGUGUUGCAUAUCAGAAGGUACAAAGUUAUCGUACUCGUAUUCUAAAUUUUUAAAAAUUGUAUGACCCUUGAAAUUCACAAAUCAUUUUAUCAAUUAGCUUAAAACACAAGCUAAACAUACGUAAAUCAGAAUGCACCUGUUUGUUCUUCCCUUGGAGUGCGGCAAGGUUGUGUGGAGGGAGAGUGAACAAGUGGGAUACUAUAGUGAUAUUACCGAGAACAUUCUUACAAGGACAUAUGCUUUUGUAGGGAGGUGCUUGUGACUCGAGAGUGGUCACUGCUUGGUUGAGUUGCCAUUGUAGACAGAGUGAGAAAGACACAUUACUAAGGAUAAACGUUAAUGAAAGCUAGGGAGGUGCGCAAUGCUUUCAGAAACUACCACUGCUUAAACUAGAUAGAUAGGUAAGGCUGUGGGGAAUGGAGUGAGGGAACAGUGGGAUUUUGAUAUGGUGAAAUGCAUGUUGCUUUAAGAACCUUGCUGCUUGACUAACUGUACUUCAUUGGGAUCUGCUGCAAGGUGUCGAGAUGACUGACUGAAGGCGCAUGUGGGAUACAAUCUUUAGUGGCAUUAGACUGUUCAAGCUUUCAUACUGCACUAGACUAGGUGAGGUGAGGGAAGGAGUGGAUGGCUUUGUAUGGUUUAAGGGGUAUUUCUUGUGGGAUCUGGGAGGUGUGUGAUAUUCUAAAACUUGGAUUUUUACUCAAUUUGCAUUCUGCUGGUAGUGGUGAGACUGUCCAAGGGAGGGAGUGGAGUGUUGUGGGGUACAUGUUGCAUAACUUUAUAAACUAUCACAGCUUUUUAAUAACUGCACCUUUAUGAAUUUGGGAAGGACUUGGGUGGGAAAAAUAAAUAUAAUACUAUGUGUUUAAGAAUAUAUGGACUUAACUUGAAAUUCGCAUGUCUCUGUAACCAGAAACUGACUGAAUAAAACCAAUUUGAAAAGACA